Molecule: messenger RNA, 2010 nt
Organism: Panicum hallii
Lineage: Eukaryota; Viridiplantae; Streptophyta; Magnoliopsida; Poales; Poaceae
Product: glucan endo-1,3-beta-glucosidase 1-like
Exons: 5
Coding region: 329-1735 (468 amino acids)
Biological process (GO): carbohydrate metabolic process
Molecular function (GO): hydrolase activity, hydrolyzing O-glycosyl compounds
Source: RefSeq, a predicted model, not a curated record
GGCCAGCUUGGUUACGCCUCUGACCUCCCCUCCCCUCCGUCCCCUGGACACGCACGGCCUCCUCUGCUGGUGCUGGGGCCUGCGUGCUCCGCUCGCUCGCGUCGGCUCCAAAACAGACACAGGGAGAAGAGAGACCAUCAGGAAAGGCUUCCUUCGCCGGGCAUUCCGAUCGAGGCGGGGGGUUCGUUUUCGUCAGGGAGACGCAAAGGAGAGCUCGGCCCGCGAUCCCCGAUCGGAGGCCGUCGAGCUUCGUUCACCUCGAGUUCGACGAGGAGGCGCUACCGCGCCAGCAGAAAGCCACCACACUUGCAGGCCUUGUCGUCCGAGGAUGCUGCAGAAACGAUGGCAGGGAUGCGCCGUCUUCUUGCUCGCCUUCCUUCUCUGCGACGCGUCAGGCAUAAUGAUCCCCUCAGAAAAUUCUCCGUCAGAGUUCGCCAAGAUCGUUCAGUCUAAGCAGACUAAGCAUGCUCGCGUGUGCAGAGCAGACCCCGAGCUGCUGCGAUCCCUAGCGGGCAGCGACGCAGAGGUCAUGCUAACCAUCCCCAACGAGCAGCUGGAGCACAUCGCCGAGUUCCAGGAGGAAGCCGACCUCUGGGUCAUCACCUACGUCGCGCGCUUCCUCCCGGCGGCGAGGAUCACGCACGUGCUGGCGGGCGACGACGUGCUGACGAACUCCCCCGGGAACGCCUACUUCCUGGUCCCGGCGAUGCUCAACCUCCGCUCGGCCCUCGCCGCCGCGGGGCUCGACGGCCGGGUCAAGGUGUCGAGCGCGGUGUCCGCGGAGGCGCUGACCGCCCCGGCGUGGUCAGGCGUCGCGGGCCACGUCCUGCGGUUCCUGAAUUCGGCCAGCUCGCCGCUGCUCCUCAAGUCCCGCCAGUCGGAGGCCAGCGACGCCAAGGCCGACGCCGCGUACGGAGCGAUGCGCGCGCUGGGCGUCCCGGGCGUCCCCGUGAUCGCCGCGGACCUCGGAGCUGGCGGCGGCGAAGUAGCGGCGUACUACUACUACGGCUACCUGGGUGGCCAGUCGAGUGAACGGGGCAACCGGCGGUCGCUGGCGACGGGGACGUUCUGCGUGGCGCUGCAGAACGCGGACCCGGCGGCGCUGCAGGCGGGGCUCAACUGGGCGUGCGGGCCGGGCCACGCCGACUGCUCCGCCAUCCAGCCCGGCGGGCCCUGCUACCAGCAGAACAACCUGCCGGCGCUCGCCUCCUACGCCUACAACGACUACUACCAGAAGAUGUCCAGCACCGGCGCCACCUGCUCGUUUAACGGCACCGCCACCACCACCAACAACGAUCCCAGCUCAGGAUCUUGCGUUUUCGCGGGAAGCUCCACGGCGGGAGGCUCCAACUCGAGCACGCCGACGCCGGUGGGCACGAGCCCGCCGACGCCGGUGGGCACGAGCCCGCCGACCAGCUUCUCCCCUCCGACGGGAUUCACACCCCCGGUCGGCUCCAGCCCCCCGUCGUCCGACUUCAGCCCCCCGGCGGUCGGGACGACCCCUCCCUCCGGCUUCGCCCCGCCUGCUGGCGGCGGCUUCGGGCCCCCGGCCGGCGGCUUCGGCACCCCGCCGUCGGGGUUCGGCCCGCCGGGCUCCUUCAACGGCAGCGGGUCGUUCGGACCGAGCGGCACGCUCAACCCUUACGGCGGGUGCCGUGGCGCCAUGUCCGGCGGCGCCGGCUUGACUGCUCUGCUCGCCGUCGCCGUUCUUCUCGUGUCCAUGGAUGCGAUGUGAAUUAUCGAUGCAGAUAUCUGGAUUAGCUCUAGACACUAGAGAGACGUAUCACCGGUAGUGAUUAUGCAGGGAUUUAGUCGCGUCUUAUGUUCUUCAAUCUUCAUCAUCCGGGUGUUGUUGGUCAUGUUGAUGUCAGUGUCAGGUCAGGCCGGACCUGUGUAUUUAGGCGUCGUGUAUAUGUCAGUAUGCGAUGAGAGUUGUGACAGUCAUGAUGUUUGAGUCCUUGGCACAAUAAUUUUGUUUUAUGCGACACAUUAAUACAAUGAAUUUUUACA